AGCCAUGACAUCAGCCAAUAAGAUCCUUGCUCUAAACGGAAGUAAACAGUGAACAAGUUCUACGUUAGCGUUUUUGUUAUUUAUAAGUUCCUUAAACACUGGUACUCAACGUGACUCAUUUAACUGCGCAGCAUCAUAUACUUACCACAUUUAGUGUUUAAUUCGCUUUAGAGACAGGACAUGAUAGGUGUUCCAGGUAACGCUAGCUAGCUGCUAACAAUGGCUAACUGUAUGGGGUUUCACACUCAAAUAGCCUCCAUCAUGGAGGUACUAGCGAAUGCAGCCGUGGCAGAGGUAUGUAAACUCGUAGAUGACGACUAUGCAGUGUUUCGUUUGGAAAUAACUCAAAGCCAGAAAGAAAACAUGGCAUUGCGCAGGAAACUACAGCUACUGGAAGUGAAGGUGGCACGGGAGCGCGUCCUCGCCAGUCGUCCCAGAAGUGUCAAGAUCGUCGACCGAUACAGAGGAAUAGAAAGAGGUGAAGGACAUCUCACUAGAGGCCACAAGAGCUUUGUGAAGCCAGCGGGACACAAUGCGUGGAGAGAUGGCCAACUCAUAGCUGUUGAUGAGGGGAGUGGAACCUCAACCCAGCACGCUAUCAUGAUAGAGUCUACAGAUGCAGAGGCUGCAGGUCCUGGAGGAUUGUCUCUGGUCAAGCAGGAGAGGACUGAAGGAGAGGACCCACAACACAGCAGAGACAUCCAGACUGGAGCAGCGGCUGGAGCGCCCCCUGUAGCCACGGUAGACCAUAUCAUCACCCCGGCGCAUCUCUGGACCCGAAGCAGAAUCACGGAGGUCAGUGGAACGCCGAAUGCAGUCCUCAAGUCAGAGAAAGACAUCAAGACUUUAACUGUAACACAAAGGCUGUUACACACAGGAUCUGACCACAGAUCAGACCCAGAGAGACUGGGGCCGGGGAGACCGGGCUGUCCUCCUGCUCCUGGCUCAGAAUAUUUACCGGUAUUUCAACAUAGCCAAAGGGCGGUUAAUUCCCAUGGAGAUGGUGAUGCGUUAGCCACUGGCGGUGAUGAUCUGUCUUGUUUUUACACUACAGAGAUGGACCCUGGAAACAUGCCCUUGGGUUUAGAGACACAGACUGAUCUUUCUAGAAGGGACUGGAACCAGUACAGUAGUAGUGUAUACUCUGAAGGGCGCCUAGAUGAGAAAGGGGAGGGUCUGGUCAUAGAUGAAGUGACUAUGAAAGUGGAGGGUGACGUUCCUCCCACAUGGAAUGCAGAUAAUCAUCACCUAGGAGAUGGACACUUACAGGGCAGAGAUUUCUUAAAUUACAGGGAAAGGUUAGAGACAAAUCCAAAUGGCUCUACCCACUCUCCUUUACACACGUUCAGGGAUCGCGCCCCAGUGUCCACGUCGAUGGGGCCUUCCGAUUCACACGGCCGCUUCCUUUUCGACAGGGCUAGAGCCCAGGCUCAGGGAGGGGGAGAAACGUCAGGCAGUAGUAAGGGAAAACGGUUCCUCUGCAUGUUCUGUAACAAAGGCUUCAGCUGCCCCCAGAAGGUAGAGAUCCACCAGAGGUUCCACACAGGGGAGAAACCCUUCAGUUGUACCCAGUGUCACAUGCACUUUGCCCAGGCUGGUGACCUGAAGAGGCACCAGAGGAUCCACACAGGGGAGAAACCCUACAACUGCCCCCAGUGUGAGAAGAGGUUCUCCCGCCAGGACCACCUGAAGAUGCACCUGAAGGUCCACACGGGAGAGAGGCCGUUCGCCUGUACGCACUGCGGGAAAAGGUUCUCAGAGAGGAGCUACCUCAGGAUACACCAGGAGAAAAACCAUUCUACUCUAUAACAUAGAAAGUAACCAUUCCACUCGAUAGCUUCUGACGUUUAGCUCAAACCCUGCAUUAAAGAAAAAGAUGCAUUUUUAUUGUUGUCAGCAGAAAAGAUCCACAGAUGCAUUUGGAAUAAUGAGAGUAACAGAUUUCAGUGUUGAAUAUUCCAGGGUAGAAUAUUGCAUACAGACAUUGUGUGGUAGAUACAUCAUAUAUAUAUAUAUACACAGUGUACAAAACAUUAGGAAAACCUGCUCUUUCCAUGACAGAGUGACCAGGUGAAUCCAGGUGAAAACUAUGAUCCCUUAUUGAUGUCACUUGCUAGAUCCACUUCAAUCAGAGUAGAUGAAGGGGAGGAGACAGGUUAAUUAAUGAUUUUCAAGCCUUGAGACAUGGAUUAUGUGCCACUGCCAUUCAGAGGGUGAAUGGGCAAGACAAAAUAUUUAAGUGCCUUUGAAUGGGUUAUGAUAGUAGGUGCCAAACGCACUGGUUUGUGUCAAGAACUGCAACGCUGCUGGGUUUUUCACACUCAACAGUUUACAAUGCCUAUCAAGAAUUCUCCACCACCCAAAGGACAUCUAGUCAACUUGACACAACUGUGGGAAGCAUUGAAGUCAACAGGCCAGCAUCCCUGUGGAAUGGAGAGUCCAAAAGGGGGUGCAACUCAAUAUUAGGAACGUGUUCCUAAUGUUUUGGACACUCAGUGUAUGUUAAUGUCAUUAUUUGGCAACAAUUACAUCAGACGUAUCUGAUUCAAUUAAAAUUUGUUUGUCAAUGA
Molecule: messenger RNA, 2570 nt
Organism: Oncorhynchus kisutch (coho salmon)
Lineage: Eukaryota; Metazoa; Chordata; Actinopteri; Salmoniformes; Salmonidae
Product: zinc finger and SCAN domain-containing protein 12-like
Exons: 3
Coding region: 220-1809 (529 amino acids)
Biological process (GO): regulation of gene expression
Cellular component (GO): nucleus
Source: RefSeq, a predicted model, not a curated record